GCGCCAAACGUCGCGAUAACCUGUCCUCCGUGGAUAAUCUUUUGCUCUUCGCAGCCAUGUUACAACCGCAGACGCUCGUCGAAGCAGUAUGGCAAGGUCACCAAAGAAGCCAAGGUCAGUGUGCAGGUGUCGUCACGGGUGACGUAUUUGAGUUCCACGUGCGAACGAAUUUCGUAUUGGCAGAAAAUCAUUGUACCUCGACGCUGACGCUCGCCACCGAGAUGUAUUUUCUCGUCCGAAUGCAAUUUUUACCUCUUCUUUAAAUUUUGUUUUGAAUUGUCGAACUUCCUGAUCCGGGAUGUGUGUACUUUUUAUUCUCCCAACAACGUUCAGAAAACUCUCACUCGGAAUGGAUCGUUGUUCUUAGCACCCUCUUCUCUGGAGCAUCGAACUUGGCGAGAAAUGUGGCUGUAUUUUUUAGUGUGUGUGCGCGUUUUUCCGUGAUUUUUUUUCAAAUCGAUUACUUAAUAUUUCUUUCAUUCUUUUUUUUUUUUUUUAAAUCUUUAUUAUUCCCCAUAACUAAAGGAUACACAUUUACUUAUUACGUGCCCUGUUGUGGAUAUCUCAUAUAAUAAGGGAUAAACUUGCUUCUCUGCAUUGAGAAUGAAGAAGAGAGCACUUGUGUGUAGUGAAGAUCCAUACUGGCAUGCCAUUCAGUUUGUCUCUGCACACAGCUUUCGCCUUCUUUACUGGCCUUAUUGGAAUUACAUUGGUGGCACACGCCACCGACGUCGGCACUCCUCAGACGUGCCCUGGGAUUUUUGACUUUUUCUGCUUCGUUGCAAAAAAUAGAAGUUCGCUCUUCUUCGUGAAAGCAGUCUUUUAAAACAUAUCAGUCUUUGUCCUGUAUGUAUCUGGAUUAAUCGAUUGUUAAAAUACCUUCUUUUUCCUGUUAAAGUCGUGAUAUCUGUUAGGAGUCUUUAGAGUGUCCUCUCGUCAAAAUUUUCAAUGAUUUUGGCUUUAAUGUUUCCUUAAGAAACAAUAUUCAAGGCCUUGUUAUUACUUACAAAUUGUGUCGUUCUCGUUGAUGUGAAACGGGUAUCAUCGUUUAGUGUUAGUUAUUAUUCAUUAUUUUACUUUCACUUGGAUUUUUAUCACAAGCUCUUUGUGCGGGAGUGGCUGGGCCUUUAGUUCAUUCCCUCUUUUCUUGAAGAGUGCUGAAUGACAAUGGAUAAACUUAAACUUUUCGGCGACCCAUGUGGUGGAAGCAAUCCACCCCCACCACCAACGUCGUCCCCUCCUCGACCAACUUCUUGCGGAGAAUACCCGACAAAAGAAGAAGAUGAGGACGACGCGGAAGUGAUGCAAGUUGUAGCAAAUGGACCACCUCCGGUCAGCCUUCGAACGAAAAAACAAAGAAUUGUUGAAGUGAAUGGUGUUUUGUCCUCUGAAGAUGAUGGGAUUGUUGAGCGUCCGAUGUCUUGGGAAGGAGAACUCUCUGAUGACGAAUUAAUGGAACCAAGGCAUACCCCACCGCCACCACAAAUCGCCAGGUGCCACAAUGUUCUUCCCACAGUCAUCAGCACAACGAAUGUCCAUGGUCGUACUCUUGGAAGUCCAAUGUGUAUGGAUGACGAAAGACACGUCAAUAGCAUCAUCAGGGUUAAGAAUGAAAAUAAUGAAACGUGUGAAGUUUCUGAAAGUACCAUAACUGUUCGAAAUAGCCUUGGAAACUCUGACUCUUUAUCUGGAAGUUCAUCUGGACCUCACACCACCAUAAGUCUUAUUAAACCUGCCUCACCCUCACCAUAUACAUCCCUCACUCCAACUAGUAACUCUAAUGACCGUCCUGUAGCUCAUAGUACUCUUUAUGAAUCUCUUCUUGUGAAUCAUCAAAAUUCCCUUCAAAGCCGAAAUUUAAUUGGUUAUAGUGGUCCCUACAGUCAAACUCCCAGUCCUAUCCUCACCCGUCCUACAAGCAGCUCUAGUUCUCGAUCUUCCUAUUCUCCGAGCCAAAGCCCACUUAUGGGUAGAUAUGUUAGUAGUGCCUCCUCAAUAUAUUCUCAUACCCAGAGCCCAGUUCUUUCCCGGCAUACCACAGGAAAUAGUAGUGAUGGAUCAGCCUGCUCACCUACUGGAAGUCCUUUACAAGGAAGGCACAUCACUGUGGAUGGGCCAAUGUUUUCUCCUUCUCAGAGUCCCAAUCAGACUAGGCGUAAUGAGUUGGAGAGCUUUUCGCCUGCCCGCAGUCCGGGUCAUAUGGCAUCAUCACAAUCUAGGCAUCGUCCUUAUAGCGUGUCUGUGUCUCCUGGUCUUCAGAAACCUGGCACCACCACACCUGAUCAAGCAUGUCUGCUUGAUGGCUCCUCACCUGCACUUCCAUCUUAUCAGUAUGUGUCUCAGGAUCAUCUUGCUUUAGAAACAAGGCUAAGCCAAAUAUCACCAUUAUCUCAACAUCCAACACCUGAAGGAAGAUCAACAACAUCUAGUGCCUCAGUUCACUCCAGUGCCUCUGAUGAAUCCAACGCAAGUGAUUUUUCAAGUCCGACACGAAGACCAUCCAGUGACAAUCUUGAAGAUACUAGACUGCAAUUACUUGGUGAUUUAUCCCAAAAUCCCUUAAAUAUAGGUGGAGCCCCAGGGAUAUCUCGUCAGCAGCUGUUGAGUGGACCUUGUCCCAUAUGUGGAGAUCGCAUUUCUGGCUUCCACUAUGGGAUCUUCUCAUGUGAAAGUUGUAAAGGUUUUUUCAAACGCACAGUUCAAAAUAAGAAGAAUUAUGUUUGUUUGAGGGGUGCCAAUUGCCAUGUUUCUAUAAGCACAAGAAAAAAAUGUCCUGCAUGUAGAUUCAAUAAAUGUCUUCGUAUGGGUAUGAAAUUAGAAGCUAUUCGAGAAGAUCGGACUAGAGGCGGCCGUAGCACAUAUCAGUGUUCAUACACUUUACCUGCUACACCACUUGGUGAUGAUCGUGUGCCUUUCAUGGGUGAUAUCAGUAUUUCUCCAUCUUCACUUCCUAGUGAUUGCCAUAGCAAACAAGAUAUAUCUUCCUCUAGGUCUUCCAAAGAGUCAGCUGGUGCCAAUUCUCCAGAUGAACAAAAUCAACCAAUCGUCCCACCUCUUAUUCAAGAUAUUCUUUCUGUUGAGCAUCUGUGGCAUUAUACAGAUAAAGAACCAUCAAAAUCUUCUAAUCAAACUCCUUGUAAAUUAUCUGAUGGUGAUCAAGAUUUCUUAAGUAAUUUAUGUAAUAUUGCCGAUAAUAGACUGUAUAAAAUUGUCAAGUGGUGCAAAAGUUUACCAUUGUUUCGAGAAAUAGGAAUGGAUGAUCAAAUCGCUCUUUUAAUUAAUUCAUGGUGUGAACUAUUGCUGCUCAGUUGCUGUUACAGAUCUAUGUCAACACCAAAUGAAAUACGAAUUUCCCAUGAAAAAUCUGUCACCAUGGCACAAGCUCAAGCUAUGGGCUUAAGUCCUGUUAUUGAUCGUAUGUUUAACUUAACUGAACACUUAAGACGGUUACAAGUAGAUCAAUAUGAAUAUGUAUCAUUGAAAGUUAUCAUUCUAUUGACAUCUGAUGCUCAUGGCUUAAAAGAACCUGACAAAGUUCGGGCUUGUCAAAAAGAAGUUCUUGAAGCUCUGCAAAAUUAUACCGCUUCUCAUUAUCCACAUCAACCAAGCAAGUUUGGUGAACUAUUGCUUAGACUUCCUGAGCUUGAGCGAGCCUGCCAAGUCGGCAAGGACUCAUUGACCACAAAACAAAGAACUGGUGAUAUGCCCAGCUUCAACCUUCUCAUGGAACUCCUUCGUGGGGAUCAUUGAUUGUUUCAUCUUGAACUGUUGCUUCAUUGCAAUUUUUUUUAAUAAAUUCGUUGUACCGGUGACAUACUCUUUCAUUUGCUGUUGCCCAAAGAUGGUGAAUAGAUACUUUGAACUAUUGAGCAAAGUUUUAAUAAAAGGAGCAUAGCUGCUAACUUUUUCUUUUGUUUCCAGAUGUUAUAUCAAAUUUAGCAUUAGAAAUUAUAAUUAUUUCGACUUUUGAGCAAUUUACGGAUUAAUUAAUUAUGUAUUCAAUCAUUUAUAUAAAUGUUAUGAAACAGUAAGGAUAUAAGUUUCUGCACCUAAUAAUUUGCUAAGAAAUGAAAUAUUUUUAAAAAAGAUCACUAAUAACUAUUAAGAAACUUUAACUGUGUUACGAAAAUUUAUAAUAAUUGAAUUUCAAAGGUUUUGUUGUUAUAAAAUGUUUUUAUUACAGUGUCAUGGUGAAAAAUGUCCUUUUUAAAAUAGCCAUCAGUCAUUUAAGUUAAUAAUUAAUAGGAUUAAAUUUUUAAAAAAAUAUAUCUGUGACAAAAUUGAUAAUUUCUUGUUUAUGUUAUGCAUCACUAUUAAGAUGUUGCUCUUCAAUUUCAAUCCACAGUAUAUCUCAAGGCAACCAGAUGAUUAGUAUGUAGUGCUAUGCAAGACUGGUGCUAUUGGGUCUACAACAUUCUUGGUGCCAAUUUUGUAUAUGUGUAAAUGUUGAUUUUUUUUAGACAUUUUUCAUUUUAAUUGCCAAAAUAUUUUGUUAUAUCAAUUAGUGCUUUGUUGAUUGUUUUUAUUAUGGUAGAAACAAAAUUAUCAAAAUAAAUAAUUGUUGAUUCUUCUUUUCUACACUUCGUUUCGAAAAACCUUAUUUUGGUUGCUAAUUGCCUUUGAAAAGAAAAGUUUUGAGACAAUUAAAUUUUAUAAUUGAAUAAUUUAUCCUGGACACCCUUAAGACAAAUAUCCACUCUGUAAUUAGACUAACAUUUAUUUUUAUUGUCUAUUCUGAACUUGAUUUGGUGUUGGAUUUAGUUGUUUUUCUGCGCAGAAAAAUAGUUUUUCUUCAUAUUUUUGGAUAAAAAUACUUAUAGAAAAGUUCUUUUGUACAAAUGUGCCCAAAUAACUUAAAGUUAGUUGAGACCUAUAAUCCUUAUUAAAAUAACACUGAAAACUAUAUAUUUGUUUUUAACCACUUUACUAAGACAAUUACAGAAGUUAUUUAUUAACUAUUUAAAGAAGUUAGUAUAACAAUUAAAGAAGCUAUUAAUUAACUGAAAUUUUCAAUUACCCUUAUAGCUUGUAAUUGAUUUCAUAUUAAAAUGGGUUUUUAUUGCUGGUGACAUCUUUUUGUCUAAAGUUACAUUAUUUCAAAUUUUUAUAUUUUAUUAUAUCACGUUUAUAGAAAAAUUUUAUGUUGAUUAAAAUUUAUUUUAACUCAUCAAACUUUCCUCUUUGCAUUGUAUCAUAAUCUAGUUGAACUAAAAAUACUAUAUAUUUUUGAUUGAUUUUUUUCAUAGUAACACUAUUUUGAAAGAUUAAUUUUAAAGUAAAAUUCUUUUAUGUGAAUCAAAUUUUUGCAAUUAGUUUUAUUUCUAAUUAUUUGGGGAUUUUAUAUAUAUAUAUAUAUAUACUAUUGGAUUCAGUUUCAAGACUCUUCUAUUCAAAGACAAAUAGUAGAAUAAAUUGUUAAUAAAACCUUGAAAUUGUACUGUUAUAAAUUAGUUAUUAGAUUUAUACCUGUUUAUUGUAUCACAUAAUUGUUAAAAUGACAAACUUAUUUUAAGUCUUCUAUUUCUGUUACUUUUUAGUUAAAUAACUUACUCUGUGUCAGCUUCAAAUGUUUGUUAUUUAUAACAAUAUCUGUUUUGAAAACAUUCCAAAACUUGAUGUGCUCUCACAUUCCUUUUCUAUUUACAUAUUUUUUUUUUUACAAUGUGUAACCAGCUUUUUAUGUGCACUUAUGCUUUUAGUAGGAUGUAUUAAAGAUGUUAUGUCAUAAUUGUAAAACAUUUUUUUAUUGCAUCAAUAUGUGUAUUGGAAACAAAUAUCGAUUGUUAGUGUAUCACUACUACUGUUUCGACUUGCACCAAUCACUGCCUCAUUCGUUUAUUAUUCAUUUAUCUGUUUCUUUUAUACCUUUCAAAAGUUUUUAUUUAUUCUCCAAAUUUAAAUAAUUAUUAUUUUAUUAAAAAAGAACAUUUGAAGUAGGCUUAAAAAAAAUCAUAUACCGGUAUGAGCCAAAAUUCAGUGCUUUAAUUAUAUAUCAGAAAAAGUGGGACAUUUAAACAAAGAUUUGUCGCUUAACUUCUAAUUAUAAUAACUAAUAGUUAAUUUUCAUAGAUAUGCUUAUUAACUCCAUGAGACAUAUUAGAUCAGGAAAUCUGCCAAUAGGAUUUUCACUUUCAAUUUUUAUUUAAUUGAAUGUAUUAAAAGCAUUAAAUUUUCUGGAUUCGUUACCAACACUAUACAAUCUUCCAAUAUUGGACAGUAUUUUUUUUUCUUACAAUUUGUGGUAAACUAUCGAUCAUUGAAAAUUGGUGUAAAACUUGAACAAAAUUUUUCUUUAAAUAAAAAAGUCUCUUUUUAUUAGCUUAAUUUAGUUGAUAAUUUUUUUUAAAAAAAGAAUUUGAUACCAUUUUAAUUCCUAUUUGGCUAUUUUUUCCAAAAAUUCUUAGUUUUAUACAUGUUGCUCUUAAGUUGUUAUAUUACUGAUUGAGAUUUAUAUGUAUUUCCGGUGAUAAAAAUCUUCCUGUAUUGUGGGAUUACGCAAUUGUUUUAAUAUGUUUCAAACUUUAGUGCGUGGUUAGUUGAAAAACAGUGAAAAUAAAUUUAUUUACUCGUUGAUCUUAAAAUAUUUUUAUUAUAAAAUGAAAAAGUUCAUUUUUAGGACAAGAUCAUUACUUUUCAUUUUAAUAUAAUUAUUUUUAAGACCUAUGAAGAUAAAUUUUCAGUUGAAUGUUUCAAAUUCGAAAUUAUUAAAAUGCAUGUUUUAUAUGUAUGUUUGUUUGCACUAUAUCCAAUUGAUAUAUUGUUUAACUAUAUCAAUGUUUUAUACAUUUACUUCUAAAAUGUUCUUAUCUGAACAUUUUAUAUCAAGUAGAUGUUUUUAAAUUUGCAUUAUUUUUGUUUUUAAAAUUGUUUAUAGUUUAUUUCUACAAAUUCAAAAUUGUUAGUACCUUUUCUGUUAUUGAUCUAUAGAUUUUUGAUGUAUCAAUAUUUAAAUAUAUUUACAUUAUUUGCUUCACCAAAAGUGCCAACAAUAUUUUACCACUAUUCACUUGAAAGGUUGGAAACAUCUUAUAUCUUUAAAAUCACUGUUAAUAAUUUUUAUUACUAUAUUAUCUUUUGAGCAUAAUUUGUUUAAUUGCAUUUUCUUACUUUGGAUGAAAGUUUCUAAAUGGUACACAAUAAAUUAAGUUUUUUCUGACAUAUUUUUUGUGAAAAACUUUUUUAUUGUCUGUUUUUUUCUUUUACUUUUUUUCCAAUACUUUUAUUCAGAUUUUUAAGUUCUAAAAUAUUGCACAUUUGCAAUAUUUAUUAUAAUUAUUAAAAGAGAAGGAGUUGUAAAGCAUGAUUUUUGUUUAAACUUUUUCUUUUGCUCAUAAAUUCUUAAGUGAGAUAAGUCUGAUUUUUAUUGUGGUUUCUGUUAUCCAUGCCUCUCUUUCAAAACAUGUUUGAAAUUUUUUUUUAUUUGUUCAUUUAAAAGAACGGUUUUAACAUUACUAAACUUCCCAGAUUAUAUGCAAUAGACCUUUUGUUUGGUAUAAUGAAGGUCGUAUUCAAAGAGAAGACAAGGACAAUUUCACAGUCCCUAAAUUUAUAUAGAAUUUAUGAUUUUGAACAACAAAUCAAAAAGUCUAAAAAAUGUGUCUUUGUGCUUCAAGUCCUAGAAAAAUUUCGUCCUAUGGUCCAUAAAACCUAUAUAGCAUUGAGUAUAAUGCUAUAAAUAUAUUAGAGAAUAUUCUUUAAACUCUUUUUUAAUUCUUUUCUUGGGUUUAAAAACAGAAACAAUUUAGUAAAAAUAAAAUGAUGUGAUGCAAUAUAUAAAAUAAGUUUUAUGUUGAAAUUAUUAUUAUUUUUUUUGCAAAUUUCUCUGUUCACUAAAACUUCAUUGUUAUAUGUGUAAUCAAAAAAUUAAAUUCUAUAUUAUGUGAAUAUCUUAUUGAAAUUUUUAAUGCUUAAUUUUUGUUGGCCAUGCAAUUUUUAUUGUUUGUUGUGAAUAGUGACCGGUGCAUUUUCUGUUGUGUUGUGCUUUAGCUGCAACUGCUUUCGGUGGCGGUGUUUCAGCAUUGUAAUUUAUCUGAAAGAUUUUAAAUCUGUGUAUAAAAAACAUUUGGGGAAAUUUUUAAUUACCUCAUUCUGUAGAUUGGAAAUAAAUAAAAAAUGUGUAUUAAUUGAA
Molecule: messenger RNA, 8128 nt
Organism: Parasteatoda tepidariorum (common house spider)
Lineage: Eukaryota; Metazoa; Arthropoda; Arachnida; Araneae; Theridiidae
Gene: Hr39
Product: Nuclear hormone receptor FTZ-F1 beta
Biological process (GO): regulation of DNA-templated transcription
Molecular function (GO): nuclear receptor activity; sequence-specific DNA binding; zinc ion binding
Source: RefSeq, a predicted model, not a curated record